Messenger RNA from Lolium rigidum, 1611 nucleotides. RefSeq names its product probable inorganic phosphate transporter 1-4. The coding region runs from base 1 to 1611 and encodes 536 amino acids. The transcript has a single exon. Gene Ontology annotation, biological process: transmembrane transport; phosphate ion transport. Gene Ontology annotation, cellular component: membrane. NCBI's taxonomy places the organism in Eukaryota, Viridiplantae, Streptophyta, Magnoliopsida, Poales, Poaceae. The record is from RefSeq and is a predicted model, not a curated record. Gene Ontology annotation, molecular function: phosphate transmembrane transporter activity.
AUGGCGCGGGAGCAGCUGCAGGUGCUUCACGCGCUGGACGAGGCAAGGACGCAGAGGUACCACGCGUGGGCGGUGGUGAUCGCCGGCAUGGGCUUCUUCGCCGACGCGUACGACCUCUUCUGCAUAACCCUCGUCACCAGGCUCCUGGGGCGCAUCUACUACCAUGUGCCGGGACGGGCAGACCCCGGGAGGCUCCCGCCACGGGUGGAUGCGGCCAUCACCGGAGUCACAUUCUGCGGCAUGAUCGUCGGGCAGCUCUUGUUCGGCUGGCUCGGCGACAAGGUCGGCCGGAAGAAGUUCUACGGCAAGACUGUCAUGCUUAUGAUCAUGGGGUCCUUCCUCUCGGGCUUGUCGUUUGGAAACACCGCCGAGGGCGUCAUGGCCACGCUCUGCUUCUGGCGGUUCUGGCUCGGCGUUGGCAUUGGCGGAGAUUACCCGCUCUCCGCCACCAUCAUGUCCGAGUACUCUAACAAGAGGACGCGGGGGAGCCUCAUAGCAGCCGUCUUCGCCAUGGAAGGGUUCGGCGUUCUCGCGGGCUGCAUUGUCACCUUGGUCGUGUCGGCCACGUUCCAGGCGCGCUUCAACCCCCCAGCUUACGAGGAAGAUCCCCUGGCCUCAACCCCGCCGCAGGCAGACUACGUGUGGCGCAUCAUCCUCAUGCUCGGCGCCAUCCCCGCCGUCUUCACCUACCGCUGGAGGGUCAUGAUGCCGGAGACGGCACGCUACACGGCCCUGGUCGCCCGCGACGCCGAGAAAGCAGCGCGCGACAUGUCCAAGGUCCUCAAGGUGGAGUUCAGCGGCGAGCCGGACAAGGUCGAGAUCAUUACCAAAGACAAGGACUACGGGGUCUUCUCCGGCCGCUUCGCCCGCCGCCACGGCCUGCAUCUCGUCGGCGCCGUCGCCUGCUGGUUCGUGCUGGAUGUCGUCUUCUACUCCCAGAACAUUCUCCAGGAGGAGAUCUUUAACGACGUCAAGUGGGUCCCCGAGGCGCGCACCAUGAGCGCGCUCGAGGAGACGUACCGCGUCGCCCGCGGGCAGGCGAUCAUCGCGCUCUGCGGCACGCUCCCUGGCUACUGGUUCACCAUCGCAUUCGUGGACGUCGUCGGCCGGAAGGCCAUCCAGUUCCUCGGGUUCGUCAUGAUGAAGGGCCUCAUGCUCGUCGUGGCCACCUUCUACCACAGCCUGACGCAGCCCGGCCGCCGGAUAUGGCUGGUGGUCAUGUACACCUUCACCUUCUUCUUUGCGAACUUCGGGCCGAACAGCACCACCUUCAUCAUACCGGCCGAGAUUUUCCCGGCGCACGUCCGCACGACGUGCCACGGGAUAUCGGCGGCGGCAGGGAAGGUCGGGGCCAUUGUCGGGUCGUUUGGAUUCUUGUACGCCUCGCAGAGGGCCGACGGCAGCGAUGAGGCGGAAACCGGGUACCCGUCGGGUAUCGGCGUGCGUGCCUCACUCUUCGUGCUCGCCGCCUGCAAUGUGUUGGGGAUACUUUUCACCUUCCUCCUUCCCGAGCCGAACGGGAGGUCGCUGGAGGAGCUGUCCGGCGAGGGCAGCCAAGCCAUCAACGGAGAGGACGCAGAUUUGGGUGAUUCCAAGGUUCUUCCCUUGUAG